Messenger RNA from Diachasmimorpha longicaudata, 2158 nucleotides. It is a transcript of the gene Eno, whose product is annotated as enolase. The transcript is spliced from 7 exons. Bases 185 to 1489 code for a protein of 434 amino acids. Gene Ontology annotation, molecular function: magnesium ion binding; phosphopyruvate hydratase activity. NCBI's taxonomy places the organism in Eukaryota, Metazoa, Arthropoda, Insecta, Hymenoptera, Braconidae. Gene Ontology annotation, biological process: glycolytic process. Gene Ontology annotation, cellular component: phosphopyruvate hydratase complex. The record is from RefSeq and is a predicted model, not a curated record.
CUGAACGAUUAAACCAGCAAUAAACAGAAACAACGUCACAGGCCAGCCCCAAAGGACAGAGUGAGAUGGUAACAGUUGGAGGUCACUCGUAGGUCAGAGAAAAUCAGUCUACGCUGAACACUCAAGCUCGACUGUCACGUUUUUUCAUUAGAGAAUCCUAACUUCGAGGUACAGUUUUAGCACAAUGUCGAUCCAGAGUAUCAAGGCACGACAAAUUUACGACUCUCGUGGCAAUCCCACUGUCGAGGUCGAUCUUGUGACCGAGAAUGGUCUCUUCAGGGCAGCUGUUCCUUCUGGUGCAUCCACCGGUGUUCACGAGGCUCUCGAGCUUCGUGACAACGACAAAUCCAAGUACCAUGGAAAGUCUGUCUUCAAGGCUGUCGAAAACAUCAACUCUCUUAUCGCUCCCGAGUUAUUGAAGUGUGGUUUACAAGUCACUCAACAAACAGACAUUGACAAUCUUCUAUUGAAGAUCGAUGGCACACCCAAUAAGUCGAAGCUGGGAGCCAAUGCAAUUCUCGGUGUUUCCCUGGCUGUUUGCAAGGCUGGAGCCGCCAAGAAAGGCAUGCCACUUUACAAGUACAUUGCCGAGCUCGCUGGUAACAAGGAGAUCAUCCUACCUACCCCAGCCUUCAAUGUUAUCAACGGUGGCUCCCACGCUGGUAAUAAAUUAGCCAUGCAGGAGUUUAUGAUCCUUCCAGUCGGUGCUGCCAAUUUCACAGAGGCUAUGAAAAUGGGCAGUGAAGUUUACCACCACCUCAAAAACAUCAUCAAAAAGAAGUUUGGUCUUGAUGCCACAGCUGUCGGUGAUGAGGGUGGAUUCGCUCCCAACAUUCUCGACAACAAGGAGGGAUUAAACUUGAUCAACGAAGCCAUCAAGGUGGCAGGAUACGAAGGCAAGAUUAAAAUUGGUAUGGACGUGGCAGCCUCAGAGUUCCAUAAGAAUGGGAAGUACGAUUUGGACUUCAAGAAUGAGAAGUCUGAUCCAUCCACCUACCUCGAGCCCAAGGCCCUCGAAGCCCUGUACUUGGACUUCGUGAAGGAAUACCCAAUUGUCUCGAUUGAAGAUCCCUUCGACCAGGACGGCUGGGACUCCUGGACUUCCAUCACUGCAGCCACACCCAUCCAGAUCGUUGGUGAUGACUUGACUGUCACCAAUCCUGUCAGAAUCGAGACAGCAAUUGCCAAGAAGGCUUGCAACUGUCUUCUCCUGAAGGUCAACCAGAUCGGCAGUGUGACUGAAUCAAUAAAUGCUCACAAGCUCGCAAAGAGCGCUGGAUGGGGCACAAUGGUGUCUCAUCGUUCAGGAGAGACCGAGGACACAUUCAUCGCUGAUUUGGUCGUUGGUUUGUCGACUGGACAGAUCAAGACAGGCGCCCCCUGUCGCUCUGAGCGAUUGGCCAAGUACAAUCAGAUCCUUCGUAUCGAAGAGGAAUUGGGAGCUGCUGCCAAGUAUGCUGGCGAGAAAUUCCGCAACCCCACGGCUUAAACGGUCUCCCCACACCAAUAUCACCACCAAAACGUUAAUAGAUCAACAGAAACAAUGAGAGAUAUUCUGAAGUAAUCAAUAUUUUCUAUGAGUGAAAAUACUACGUGAACACUUUGUGGUUGAACGAAGAUAUUCAGUCGUUAGUGCGGUUUCUAACACAUAAUUUUGUUAGUUGCUCGUACUUAGAAUGAUAAUUAAUUAACUCAAUUGAAAGUUAUGAUAUAUUAAGUUGCAAUUCAACAAAAUGGUGGAGCGAAAAUACUUGCGAAGUGUCUACCACGGUUUUUUUCUGGCAACAUUCACUCAGUUGCAAAUUUCCGAAGAAAAUAGGAACAGAUAUUAUGUGUGGAAAACUUAAUUUUCUGUAAAAAAUAUUUAAGAUAUUUUUCUGAGAAAGUGUACCUGAAAUAAUCGGUUGAUGCGUUUUGCAAUGUUUUUUUCCUAUCAUUCGAUGAUUGAAAUUGACUCUUCUUUUUACUUUGUCCUGUUAAUUAAUAAGAUCGUAUUAUAUCAGAUUCUGGGAUGAAAAUUGAGCUUGGUGCUCAAGCUUCAGUAAUUAUCGAACAUUGACGUAUCAUAACAUGUUGAGGUUUCGUGAGUUCCGUGAUAGUAAGAAUUAUUGUCUAGCGAUCGAUGGCAUUGAUUAAAUAAAGUGAGACCGAAAAAAAA